AUGCGCGCUCAUGCGCGUGUGUUGCAUACAACCACUAAGGACGCCAGUGCAUGGCCUGUCCCCAUGAAGCAAGGGAGCACGGACCGGAUAUUGUCUCCGAUCACACCAUCAGAUCUUCAACGUAAAAGAGAAGAGGGUACACCUCUUGUGUGUAUAACAGCGUUUGAUCAGCCGACGGCACUUUCCGUGCGCGCGGCUGGAGCCGACCUAUGCUUAGUUGGUGAUUCACUCACGAAUGUUGCUCUUGGACAUGCCAGUACUCGUGUACUGUCGCUUGAUGCGAUGAUCCACCAUGCAAGGACUGUACGUGCAGGUGUGCAAGCUCCUGAAUUGCAAUACGAUGCGCGAUGUCCACGCGCGCCCAUGGUGGUAGUGGACAUGCCAUUUGGCGCCUAUGGUGUAUCUUUUGAUGAGUCCGUACGCAAUGUUGUGCGCGUGAUCAAAGAGACACAGGCGACUGCUGUCAAAAUGGAGGGAUCAACGGAGCUUGUGCCUUUGAUUGAGCAUCUCACAACGCUGGGCGUUGAUGUGAUGGGACACAUCGGGCUUCAGCCCCAGCGUUUCGGCGACGCAUCUGGCUUUCGUGUACAAGGCGCAACGGCAGAGAGUGCGUUGAACAUAUUAAAAACCGCGCGCGCUCUAGAAAAGGCUGGAUGCUUUUCACUUGUCCUUGAGUGUAUUCCAUCUAAGGUUGGUGGCGUCAUAAGUGAGCGAUUACGAAUCCCUACAAUUGGGAUUGGUGCUGGGCCGCAGACACAUGGCCAGGUGCUUGUCUGCAGCGAUAUCAUGGGGGACCUCGCAAGCCCUGCACACGUGUCUGCUGUUCUAGCAGGACUGGAUGGUUCCGAUGAGCAUGUCUCUCUAUCGGUUCCGACACCAUCUUCCUGGCCGCAGCCACCCAAGUUUGUGCGCACGUUUGCGGCAUCUCAUAUUGGAAUGCAGCGCGUUCUGGCGCUGCGCCAAUUUGCAGAAGCCGUACGCACUCGCACAUUCCCUGAAAAUGCGUCGGAAGCGUACCGAAUCAAAACUCAUGAAUGGGAACGAUUUGUAGCAAUGUUGGAUUAG
Messenger RNA from Malassezia globosa CBS 7966, 1065 nucleotides. RefSeq lists its product as uncharacterized. Gene Ontology annotation, biological process: pantothenate biosynthetic process. Gene Ontology annotation, cellular component: mitochondrion. Gene Ontology annotation, molecular function: magnesium ion binding; 3-methyl-2-oxobutanoate hydroxymethyltransferase activity. The transcript has a single exon. The coding region runs from base 1 to 1065 and encodes 354 amino acids. The record is from RefSeq and is a predicted model, not a curated record. NCBI's taxonomy places the organism in Eukaryota, Fungi, Basidiomycota, Malasseziomycetes, Malasseziales, Malasseziaceae.